AGAGAGAGAGAGAGAGAAAGAGAAAAAAUUGGUCUUUUUCUCCCCUUGACUCUUUUUUAGGCAUGAACGCCGAGACCUGCGUUUCAUACAGCGAUAUGACAUCCAUGGAUUCGUAUUAUAGCCCCUCUGUAGCGCAAGGUAGGGAUCACCAGACGGACCACUUUAGAACAUUCCCAUUCACUGACACCAAAUACAGCCCCACUGCCUUCCUGCCCAACAAAGGUCAGGCUUACGGAGAAAGGUCCCGGAGCCCCUUCCAGCAGGAGUGCCAGUCAUUGGAUGCCGCCGCAGCUGGGCAAGGCACUUUCAGCAAAUACCACCUCUUCAUGCAGAGGUCUUCUUGCAAAACACCACCCGAGGAGGGCAAACUGCACCAGGAGAGCGGACACAACGGAGCGCUCAUCCCGUACUAUGUUAAAGACAGUUCAGGUCUGACAGACUCUGACUUGGCGCCAGACUCAGACCCACCUGGAAUGGACACCAGCUACCUGGCUGUGAAGGAUCAGGGCGUGAAGGUGGCCUCUGAUAGGCCACCAGGCACAGACUUGUCAAGCCCUCUGGACAAGGGCGAUGUUGGUGAAAGUAACAAGGGGAAGAAAAGGCGCAACCGCACAACCUUUACAAGCUACCAGCUGGAAGAGCUAGAGAAGGUUUUCCAGAAGACGCACUAUCCAGACGUGUAUGCCCGGGAGCAGCUGGCACUGAGGACUGACCUGACUGAAGCCCGUGUGCAGGUAUGGUUUCAGAACCGAAGGGCAAAAUGGAGGAAAAGGGAGCGUUUUGGUCAGAUGCAGCAGGUCCGAACACAUUUCUCAACAGCUUACGAGCUGCCUCUUCUGACACGUCCUGAGAACUACGCACAGAUUCAGAACCCUUCUUGGAUCGGUGGCAGCAGUGCAGCAUCUCCCGUGCCGGGCUGCGUGGUGCCCUGCGACUCUGUGACUCCAUGUAUGACACCUCACCCCCACUCUGCCAGCGGGAUGUCUGAUUUUCUGGGUGUGCCAAGCCCCGGAGGUCAUAUGGGACAGGGUCACAUGGGCAGCCUGUUUGGAGGAUCUCCUAGCAUGGCCACAGGCAUCAACACAUAUGAUCUCAACAUGGACCCUGACCGCAAGUCCUCCAGUAUUGCCGCUUUGCGCAUGAAGGCCAAAGAACACAGUGCAGCCAUAUCUUGGGCCACAUGAUGUGUUGAUACCUGCUGGAUGGCGGAUCUUGUUGAUCCCUGAGAUGUAUACAACAAACCCAGUAUUGGGUGAGGGGGCACUAAAAUCAGAAACUUUAACGGCAACAAUGACUACCUUCAAAAAUGUUGCAAUAAAAUAAUUAUGCAAAUAUACGGAUGGGUGAAGAUUAAUCAAAGAGAAAACAGCAAGAGAUUUGGCAAGAUAAGUGGCAUGGCACUGCUAUGUUUCUCCACCCCUCCGGUGGGAGAAAGCAACCACAGUGAGCUUUGUGGAAAGCCUGGUGGGAGGUGAUGCUGUACUUUAUAACAGGAGUGGCAGUGUAGUACUGAUGAUAUGCGAAGGAAAAUGUUACAUAAUUUCAAACAAAGCCAUGCAGUUAUAUGCUUAAAUACAGAAUAUUCUGUUUGUACAGUGCUUUCCGUGUCAUGGAGGUUCUCUGUUCAGGUGCUGUUUUAAUUCUACCAUAUUAUUUAAAUUUUGAGUGUUAUUGUUUUUUCCCCUCGAGUUACUGGUUUUGAUUUGACAAAUAGCUUGGCAGGCAUCCUUAAAACUUUAUUUUAAAGUUUAGGUGUAAUUGUUAAGCCAUGUAUAUAUUAUUUUAAGGCAAUCAUAAGCAGCAUUAGCACAUGCAGAAGUGUGUAACACACACUGUUGGUAUGCUAGUGCUACAGAAAAACUGUUAUAUCCAGCCUAGCUGUCACAUUAUGAAGCUUCUCGGAUUCAAUGCAAACAUUUCAGUUGCUAAAAAAGUUUGAAGUGGUUCUGCCCACUAGCAUUUAAAAGUCAAACAGAUGAAAUGUGGUUUGUUUUAGUGCGGUCAGGUUGAGAGAUCCACCUGCCGCACUGACUCAGCCUGCUGAUGGCCAGAGAAAUGAAGGGAUGGAGGAGGAAGCGAUGUGUGGGAGUAUGAGAGGGGCACAGCAGGCCUGCUGCUCUGAGGGCUGAAGAGCCUGGGAGCGCCAGCCUCCAAAAAGAGCCAGCUCUGUUUUCAGGAGGACAGACUCCAAGUGGACAUGACUGUGCCCCUUGCAUUUCCAGUCUCAGGAGUUUAAGAAGGAGAAGUGCCUACUAGUCAGUCAUUCUGCCAGAAAUAACACCGAAACCAGCGGCAGCCACCUUUGAAACAGAGGGGGCUGGUGGAGAUUACAGAGUGUGUUGACACUUUUAAACACUGAAAGGAUGUCAGUGUUCAACAGCCCUAUUCUGGACUUUAACACGGCCGUGUUUGGCUGUCAUAGCUGACCGGUUAAUGGUUGUGAAGCAGCGCUGGCAUAUAUGUUACAGUGUCUCUUUCUCUAUUUCUCUCAUUGUUUUUGUCAAGACCAAACAAAGGAAGCCAUCGACCAGAUUAAUUCAGAGUAACCUCUAUUCAGUAAGGUUCUGACUGCAUCUCAGUUGGAUGUGGCUCCUCUUUCUUUAUACACCCUGAGGUCCUAUUUUACCUCACAAAAACAUACUUCUGUUCAUCACAUACACAUCUAAUAUUUCUCUAAAUGAUGAUGGAAGACAGUAUCCAAAUUUAGUGAGUGAGACAACAGGAAGAAUCAAGGAGAUUUCUGUAGGGAUGGGUUUAUGUUUCAGCUGAGGUACUUGCAAAGCCUUAUCCAGCUGCCUCAAACUCCCAGAUUCACUAUGUUUCAGUUAUUUUUUGGUGAUUUGAUUACAUGCAAACUUGUUUGAGAAUUUUUUGUGCAAUUUCACUUGGGUCCUGCAUUAUCUUUUGCUCUAAGACUAUAAUUAUUUUAAGUCGCAUCAUGCUUACAAGGUGUAAAAUCAUGAAUUAAGUGUUUAAUCAAAUAACACAACAAACUAAUUGACACACAGAAAACCUGGGAUCAGGUAGCAUAUCGGUAAAGGUAUACUGGUCGGUUUCUGGGUCUCUGGCAAAAUAUAGUGACACUGCUCUCUAGAAAGCUAUGUGCACUCUCCAUCUGGGGAACAUGGACCCAACAGCAAAUGUUAACCCCAAGCCUCUUAGCCUCAUUAGUUUUUUUGGCAUGAUAUCUGAGCAGGACCUGUGUUAAUGAAACCACUAAGAUGUCAGGCAAAGCACCGUAAGGAAUCAUGUCCCCUGUCUCCACUCUCAGCCAUUACUCCCUGUUUACUUCUAUGUAGUUUGUGUCUCUUUGUGGAAAGAGAAGAGGAGGAGCAAGGCAGAAAAAACCAGAGAUGAUCCCAAAACAUACGCUUAUAUCCAUAUCCUCAAGUCAUAUAAAUAGGUCAAAUAUUAAACCUUGUUUUUCCCUGGAUUCCUCCAGUUACAGAAAUGGCAUAUGAGGUUUACCGAUGAGGUUAUGCAUGUUCUUCCUUUGUUUCCAAAGCCCGAUUUAGGCCUUAAGCAUAACAAAGGUUCAUGGUUUUGAAAAGCAAACCUGAGACCUUGUAGUGCACCUUCAGGCAGAGCAACCAUUGCUAAUUCACUAAACCGAACCACAUUCAUUGUCCUUCUGGGCAGGUAAGAGAAGCGGGGAGCAGGCUAUAACCUGUCAGCAGAGCAGAAUGCCCCGGAGUACUCCAAAUUACAUCCAGUUUUACUCUCCGGCCCAAAUCCAAGGCAUAUGCAUAAUCCUCCUCACUAUAGCGUACAUAUCUCAAAACUGAGAGGGUCUCCUUGCAAAUGCGGACAUAGGGGCCCCCUGUACUCUAGCUGAGGGGUUGGAUGGAGGACGAGCCGUGAGGGCGUCUGCUGUGUUCCGGUGUUCUGGGAAAAGGACAGUGCACACAGCUGCGCUCAGGGGGUAAAUGCAAAACAAACAUGCCUCACACAUGCUUCCCCCUCAGCUGUCAUGGCUCUGCUUUCAAAGAUUCACCCCUCCUCUUCCUGACCCACCUCUAUACACACAUACACAUUGCACUGCGCCUCUCCCUUUGCUCACUUCCACUGGCUCAAAGAUGCAGCCCCCGAUCGCAGGGUCCAAGGCACAGCCGCCCGGCCAACCCAGGAAGGCUUUUUAAUUAACACUGAGCCAUGUGGAGGCUGAGGACUGCAGUAUUGUGUGUCAGGACAGACAGGGUUGUCUGUCUCCUAGUUGGUUUAGAGUAAAAUUCUCCUCUGCACAGUGCGCAGACAUACUCACAUUCAGUAGCUCAGGUUUAUACAAUGCAUACUCACUGUUUUCAACCUUCAUUAUUCAUGGAUUUACACAGCUCCAGUCAGUCUCCAAAACCUCCAUGUCUUCCUUCUCUAAGAACGGCAGACAUUCAAUCUACCCCUUGAAUUCCUUGUCCUACAAUCACAUAAGGACUGUUGAAUCCUUAUUAAAUAAUGAUCUUUUGAAAAAACCUCCUGAAUGCCGCAUAACUCAAUCCCUCAGUUAUGAUGUCAUCAUCCACUUUUCUCAUUUUCUAAUACUACUGAAGUCAGGCAAUCAGUAUUGAUAAAUGUGUGUGCUGUUGCGUGCAUGUACAUUUUUGUGUAUGCAAAAUGGAUUGAAGUGUUAUAAGACUCUUGGAAAUGUUACUAAUUAUAUAUUGUUUUACUUUGUGAGACAAUUUAUCAAGUAUUGGAGUGUAUGUUUUUUUUUUCAUUUGGUAGUACAUGGUAAAAUUGUCUUUCCAGAGUUGUGUUGUUUUUCUCGAUAUGUAAUUCUUACAAGUUCCAAAAGUUCUUUUUUCAAGUAUUUGUGGCUUCAAGCCGUCUUUUGAGUGUAUGAAUUUACUCAUGCUUGUGCUACAUUUUGUGUGAUUAAAGUACAAUAAGUUAUUGCA
Molecule: messenger RNA, 4892 nt
Organism: Micropterus salmoides (largemouth bass)
Lineage: Eukaryota; Metazoa; Chordata; Actinopteri; Centrarchiformes; Centrarchidae
Gene: alx4a
Product: ALX homeobox 4a
Exons: 4
Coding region: 63-1184 (373 amino acids)
Biological process (GO): regulation of transcription by RNA polymerase II
Molecular function (GO): RNA polymerase II transcription regulatory region sequence-specific DNA binding; DNA-binding transcription activator activity, RNA polymerase II-specific
Source: RefSeq, a predicted model, not a curated record